AUGUUAGAUGAACUAUAUAAAGCAGAACGUGGAGAGAUGGAAAAGAAACUUCAUGCAAAAGAUGAAGUCAUUGAAUCCAAAGACAAAAGCAUACAGAAAAGAAUACCGCGUUCAGUACCAAAAGGAAAGGAAAAGAGUUAUAAGUAUAUGAUAUAUACUGAAGAGUUGGAGAAAGAAGAAGAUAAAGAUAUGGUUAUGUUGCAUUUAGUCAGAAGAAACAACAAGAGCUUUUAUGACUUAGCUAAAAUAUAUAAAUCUGACAGAAACUGGUUCUAUCGUGAAAACUUACCGAUUUCAAUGACACCGAAUGAGCAAAUAAAGGAAAUUGUCAAAAAUACUCUUCCUCAAACACACUAUGACAUCAAAGGUUGCACAAUACUUACAUUCAAAGAAGACUUAACAUUACUGAAGGAAAAAAUAACAGAAUAUUUCGAUAACUUCAAAGAGGAAGAAUAA
Messenger RNA from Trichomonas vaginalis G3, 456 nucleotides. RefSeq lists its product as uncharacterized. The coding region runs from base 1 to 456 and encodes 151 amino acids. Lineage: Eukaryota; Parabasalia; Trichomonadida; Trichomonadidae. The record is from RefSeq and is a predicted model, not a curated record. The transcript has a single exon.